This is a messenger RNA of Saprolegnia diclina VS20, 1625 nucleotides long. RefSeq lists its product as hypothetical. The record is from RefSeq and is a predicted model, not a curated record. Bases 26 to 1588 code for a protein of 520 amino acids. The transcript is spliced from 4 exons. Gene Ontology annotation, molecular function: protein binding. NCBI's taxonomy places the organism in Eukaryota, Oomycota, Saprolegniomycetes, Saprolegniales, Saprolegniaceae.
CGCGAGCGCAAAAGAUCGAUUGGCGAUGCUGGCAACGCUGGCGAAGAGCAACCAGUGGAAGCGCCUCGCGCUCGGCCGCUUCUGCAGCGGCAGCGUAGAUGCGCCGACUAAGAUCAUCGUCGAGAAGCUCAAGCAUGCGUCCAAGGACGGCGACUGGAAGACUGCGUUGGGCACGUUCCAGCACUUUGUCGCGAGCUUUCCGCAGGCCGUCGAGCCGUACCACGCCAACUUGGUGCUGCGCGUCUGCGCCGCCCACGGCCGCCAUCGCGAAGCCAAGAAAGUCCUGCACACGAUGCAGCAGAUCGGGCUCAAGGAGCUCAACGCGGCCGCAACAACGACCACGGAGGCACCGAAUUCCACAGCUGGUGCACAUGCCACGCUCGAGUCCAAGGCGCUCAUGUGCAUUGCGCUCAUCGAGAACGGCAAGGGUCACGAUGCGCUGCAGACGCUGCAGACGCAGGCAUCGGAGGCACUGGCGGCGACCACCGACGACGAGGCCACGCGUCGCGCCUUGAACGGCCUCGUGUACAAGCCCAUCAUCCAAGCACUCAAGAACAAGAACGACUGGAAGCUCACGCUCACGGUCCUCCACCACAUGCAGGGCUUUGGCCUUCCGAUCUCGCUCCGUGGCUACCGCAUGCUCUUUUUGGCGCUCGCGAGCGGCCGCCAGAACGAAAAGCUCGUGGACGUGACUGACCAAGUGCUGCGUCUCCGCGGCGAUGUUCUCGAUGUUGCGACGUACACGGUGCUCUUCAAGACCCUGAGCGCCCUCGGGGAACACGAGGCUGUCGACCGCGUCCUCGACCAGAUUGCAGCCACCAAGCCCAGCGAAUGGAUGCAAACGAGCACCGACGUCAACUUUUACAAUGCGCUCAUUCGCGCCAAGAUGCUCUCGGGGCAGUUGGACUACUGCCUUGCGCGCCUCAAAGAGAUGGAAGGAGCCUUGGCGCCCGAUGCGUUCCCGUACACCACGUGCAUGCUCGGGUUCCUCAACACGGACAAGUCGUUUGUGAUCUUCAAGCUCUACAAGGACAUGCUCGCCCGCGACAUUGCCCCGUCGAUAUUGACGCUCGCGCUCGUCUUGCGUGCGAUCAAGACGUCGCCCAAGCAGCGCAAGCUCAUCCCGGCGAUUGUUCGUACGCUGGAGACGACGCCGCUCGAGAAAUCCGACUUUGUGCACACAGUCAUUGAUGCGCUCGAGGAGCUGCGCGAGCGCGACGCAAGCCACGUGGUGUUUGAGCGCGCCAUGGACGAAAACAUGCUCGGCGAGUGGCGCAAGGGCCUGUACGCGAUGAACUUGCAUAGCUUUUCGCGCGGCUCGGCCAAGGCCGCCGUCGAAUUUGCGCUGCUUGCGAUUGCCGAGCAGCCCAAGAGCGUUCUCAAGACAGAGCUCCAAGACCUCAAGAUCAUCACGGGCAAGGGCCGGGGCAGUCGCGAGUACAUGAAGCCGGUGCUCAAGCCCAAGAUCAUCACGAUGCUCCGCAAACACUUUCGACUGAUUGCGUUCUCGCCCGCCCAGAACGAAGGGUCCCUCGUCGUCAAGAAGGCCAACUUGGAAGCAUAUAUCGACACCUACCACGGCGAGUAAUAUACAAUCUUCGCACGUUUCACAGCGCAUUUAUCGC